UCAGAGACCAUCAACCAGGUAGCAGAUUAGGGUUUUCCCGUUACUGUUAGUGACGCCAGAGAAAUCGUGCAAAAAUAUGUUACAAAACAAGGCAGAAAUAUUCCUGGAUGGCCUAACAAUAGACCAGGAUCCGACUUUAUUGAAAAAUGUAUUACCAGAAAUAAUAUUAGCAUUCGAUUGGCAUCUAAUAUUAAGUGUGCACGUGCUUCGGUUGGAGGCGCCGAUAUAAUGGAGUUUUUCGAUAACAUUAAAACUGUUCUGGAGUCCGUUUCUGCGCAACAAGUGUUUAACUAUGAUGAGACUAAUUUCACAGACGAUCCCGGGGCCAAAAAAGUUUUAGUUCGUAGGGUCUAUAAAGCCAACAACAUUUACGAAAAUUGGACUGUUGGUGGCCCUCUAGGGGCAGUUUAUGAUAACAGCAGCAGUGGAUGGUUCGAUAUGAAUCUCUUUGAGGUAUGGUUUCUUAAACUGUUGCUGCCCCACGUCAAAGAAAAUUGUAAUGGUGAAUCAGUUGUUCUUUUAGGUGAUAACCUAGCCUUACAUUUUUCUCAAACCGUGGUAAAGGCUGCUAAAGAAAAUAAUAUUUAUAUGGCUCCCUUACCCCCCAAUUCAACUCACUUUAUGCAGCCUUUGGACGUGGCUUUCUUUGCUCCCAUGAAAAAGAAAUGGAGGGCUAUUUUAGACGAUUGGAUAAAGACCAGUCGCGUAAAAGGCACUCUGCCUAAAGAACACUUUCCGAAUCUUCUGAGUGGCUUGUGGAGAUCUCUACAGAAAAGAGUAGAAGACAAUUUAAAAUCCGGAUUUCGUGCCACCGGAAUUUGUCCAUAUGAUCCGCAGCAGCCUUUAUCCAAAUUGCCAAAAAUUCCAAUUGAUGCAUCUACGAGUGAUAUUUUGAAUGAUAGUUUAUUAGAGUUUCUUCUAGAGACACAUGGACAAUCAAGCACUAACCCUAAACGAAAGCGUGGACGAAAAAUUAUUCCCGGUAAAGAAGUCGAUUGUGAAGAAACUAAAGAGGAGCAAGACAAGGAAACACUAAUUGAAAAUGAAAAUAAUGACAAAAAGAAGAUUGCGGAAAAAGGGAAAGGCAAAGGAAAAGCAAAAAUUUUUUAAAAAUCGACAUAAAAAGAUGUCAAUCUACCAUCAUACUCAAGUACCCACAAAGAAGAUGAAUGCGGAAUUUGUGCUGCUUAUUGGUCUGGUUAUACUGGACCAGACUGGAGUUGUUUUAAAUAAAUCUGUGGUAUUUGUAACGAGGGAUCCAAAGAAAAAUAUUAUACC
Anthonomus grandis grandis is the source of this 1278-nucleotide messenger RNA. RefSeq lists its product as uncharacterized. NCBI's taxonomy places the organism in Eukaryota, Metazoa, Arthropoda, Insecta, Coleoptera, Curculionidae. The coding region runs from base 229 to 1110 and encodes 293 amino acids. The record is from RefSeq and is a predicted model, not a curated record. Gene Ontology annotation, molecular function: DNA binding. The transcript has 2 exons. Gene Ontology annotation, cellular component: nucleus.